GAGGACUUACAGAGAAGGGAUCAAUCAUUCUGGACAGUGCUCAAUGAAUUCAUACACAUACAUUGAAUUAAAACAAAAUCAAGUGAAUUAAAAAUAUGUGCUAGAAAUUAGAAUAAACAAAAAGCAUAUUACAAACCGUAAAAAGCAAAGGCUUACUUGAAUCAGUAGAAGUAUGAACCCUAAGAAUGGAUGGGAACUCAUGCCCCUUACUAAAACAAAUGAAUACAGAUAUGAUCGGCUACUAUAAUGCAUUAAAUUAGGUUUUUGUAAUGACAUAUUGCAUUAUAAUAUUUUUAACCAGACAAUUUGAUGUAGAAGAAUCAAUUUGAUAUGAAAGAAUCAAAUAUCAAAAAGGUAAAUCUUCAAAAGAUUAAAGUUCAUUUAACUACUUAGUUACAUAUCUGUUUCUUGUUAGUCUCAAAUAAUUACAAAACAUUUCUCUUUCUUUCAGUAAAAAAAGUGUCAAUGGAAGAUUUGAACCCACAUCCAUAUGUAAAUGCAUCACACAGAGUGGAGUGCAGUAUUUGUGAUACAAAAUGCAUGGUGUGAAAAAUAGUCAUAAAAAAUGGUGUAAUUAGCUAUAACUUAAUAAUAACUAAUAAGCUGCAAACCCUCAUAAGUUAAGAAUAAACUCCCAACCUACACAAAUAUUACCAAUGAUAAGAAAUUAAAACCUCUAAAAUAUUCUGGAAAAAAUAAUUCAAGAACGAGCACCACAAUAUCGAGCUAUAUUCAAAUCGCAUAGAAAUUAUGCAAAUCUGUGCAAAAAUGGACAUAAAAAGGGAUCACCAUUAUGAAAAAUUUUCAAUAUGCAAAUUGCAUACCUGAUGAAGAAAUUGAACUCAUGUGUGGUCUUCUGCUAGGACACUAUUAAGAGUGGUGCGUAUGAAAUUAGGGCGAGGAACACACCAAUGAGUGAUUAAACCCUCCAUGACCGCCGCUGGAGAAACAAAAUUCACAUGGGGUGGUGUUAAUCCUCCACCGCCUCUGAGUCUCCGAGCUCCCUCCGCCCAUCCAGCCCUCCAGGCAUCCGGUUGCAGAGCUAUGGGGGUCGAUUACUACAACAUUCUCAAGGUCAACCGAAACGCCAGCGACGAUGAUUUGCGCAAAGCCUACCGCCGUCUGGCUAUGAUCUGGCACCCCGAUAAGAACCCCGGCCCCAAAAAACACGAAGCGGAGACCAAGUUCAAGCAGGUCUCCGAGGCCUAUGAUGUCCUCAGCGAUCCCCAGAAACGCCAAAUUUAUGAUCUCUACGGCGAGGAGGCGCUCAAAUCAGGGCAGGUCCCCCAUCCACCGCGGGGUGGGACCCACCACUUCCAUACCCAGCCCCAUCCCAAUCCCUCCUUCCGGUUUAACCCCCGGGAUGCGGAGGAUAUUUAUGCCGAGUUGUUCGGAGGGUCCUCCUCCUCCAAGAUUCAUAAUGGGCGGGGCAGGGAGACUAGGGAUGGCUUCUUCAGGAGCACGGCCAAUGCUGGAGCUGAGUUCUCCGGAGCGAGUUCCAGUGCAUCUAGAAAGGCUCCCGCGGUGGAGAACACUGUCAUGUGUAGUUUGGAGGACUUGUACAAAGGAGCAAAGAAGAAAAUGAAAGUUUCCAAGACGAUUCAAGAUGUUUCUGGGAUGCCUCGAAUUGUUGAGGAGAUCUUAACGAUCGAGAUAAAACCUGGUUGGAAGAAAGGCACAAAGAUAACCUUUCCGGAGAAGGGUAAUCAAGAGCCUGGUGUCAUUCCAUCUGAUCUUGUUUUUGUGGUCGACGAAAAGCCUCAUCCUUUCUUCGUCAGGGAGGGAAAUGACUUGGUUGUGAAGCAGGAGAUAUCACUUCUCGAAGCACUCACCGGGAAAACCCUGGAACUGAUAACAUUGGAUGGCAGGAAUCUUAGGAUCCCACUGACUGAGGUUGUCAGACCUGGACACGAGGUAGUGGUCCCGAACGAAGGAAUGCCGAUAUCUAAAGAACUUCACAGAAGGGGAAAUCUGCGGAUAAAGAUUGAUGUUAGGUACCCGACUAGGCUAACUGAAGUUCAGAAAUCAGAACUGAGCAGGGUCUUGGCAGGAACGUAAAGGUAAAGUUUUUGAAUUGGUUACUGUUCUGGAGGCCGGGGUGAUCCGUAUCAAAGAAAGUUGAGUGAGUACGCCGUUGUUGGUUAGUGUACAUAUAUAUUAUAUAUAUAGAGGAUGUGAAUUGGGUAGAGUUUUUCCUUCCUUUGUUAUGGUUU
Cuscuta campestris is the source of this 2213-nucleotide messenger RNA. NCBI's taxonomy places the organism in Eukaryota, Viridiplantae, Streptophyta, Magnoliopsida, Solanales, Convolvulaceae. The record is from the annotation of a GenBank genome assembly.